Messenger RNA from Penaeus indicus, 9375 nucleotides. It is a transcript of the gene l(3)80Fj, whose product is annotated as stalled ribosome sensor GCN1-like. The transcript is spliced from 47 exons. Gene Ontology annotation, molecular function: protein kinase regulator activity. Gene Ontology annotation, biological process: regulation of translation; cellular response to amino acid starvation. NCBI's taxonomy places the organism in Eukaryota, Metazoa, Arthropoda, Malacostraca, Decapoda, Penaeidae. Bases 9 to 8387 code for a protein of 2792 amino acids. The record is from RefSeq and is a predicted model, not a curated record. Gene Ontology annotation, cellular component: cytosol.
UAGUUAACAUGGGGGAUGCCGAGGUCAUAGAGAAGCUGAAAGGGGUGCCACAGCUGUUGGCAGCCCCGAAAAGGAGCAUGAGGAGAGCCGGCAUCGACACGGCGCUGGAAGUUGUCAACAGAGAUGAGUUGCCGGAUGUGAUAGUGAAGGGAGUGUCCCGACUCCUGGUGCAGGUGGUUCCGAGUUACACCGACGGCCCCUCGAGGAGCAAGUUACGUGAACUGAUUUACACGUUGGCCAAGAAGCAUGCUGCCUCCAUCCCAGCGCUUGCCCUGUCCCUGCAGGCUCUUGCGCAACAGCAUUCAUCGGCACCUCAUUCAUCGCGUGCACUGGCCCGAAUCCACAUUUUCCCAGCAGAGGUGGCAGCAAGGGUCUGGUGCAUUGCCUUUUCUUCCAAGCACCCCAUUAGCUCAAAGGAGGCCACUGCUCUAACGGAGGCCUUGGCGAUACACUUCUCCCUCACGGUUGCGGCCAACGACAACUUUUUGACUAGCAAGACCCUGAAAACCCUCAGGCCCAUUAUAAAGGAUGAGGAUCUGCUAAAAGCUGUCUGUGAGGCAUUGGUGAGCGGCGAGAUCAGCAUACACCGCGUGAUUCUUGGGGGUCACCUUCUCCAACUCAUGACCCAGGACAAUGUGUCGCCUCCCGUUGCCAACAUGAAGCGUGUGCUCACCGAGACCUACGUCAAGUUGGUCAUCCAGGUUAAGAUCAAGCCAAGACCGUUCAUCUUAGACCAGACACGGCCACUCUUGCGCCAGCUGAGCCAUGACGAUUUUAAAGAGCUGAUCUUACCUGCUCUUAAAAAGUCCCUCCUGCGUAAUCCCGAAGUCAUCCUAGAGGCUGUGGCUCGGCUUUGUUCGGGGCUCAAUCUUGACCUGAGCCAAUACGUGGAAGAACUUAGCAAGUUGCUUGCCAGCCCACUCCAUGCCAAGGAAGAUCAAGUGCGCGAUGACACAGUUGAGGUGUGCCGACAGCUUUCAAAGCAGUGUAGUGAUGCAUCAGCCGUGGAAGUACUUGUGAAGCUUGUGUUUGAUGUGUUCUUUGGCUCAGAUGGAAAGCUGACUGUCAAUACUCAGAAAGUGUCUGUCCUACAGGGCGUCGAGGCCAUCAGCGAGCACUGUGUAACAGGGAGCAGUGCUUACAACUUGUCAGUGAUGGUCUUGGAAAAGAUGAUCAAGGUCCUGGAGACGGAGAGUCAUGAGGGGUCGCUAGUGCAAGGCCUCACUGCCCUCACUGCCUGGGCGGGCAAGUUCAACACCGACAUCCCCCCAAAACUGAUUGAAUUCUUCCCGAAAGGGAUGGGCCUGAAGACUUCGACCACAAGUGUGAGGGCAGCGUACAUCCGGUGCCUGUUGGCGUGUGUUACCCCCUCAAGUGCCUUCAAGGCGGCCACUCUCAUCCCCAAACUGCUGGCCUGCAUUGACAAGGCUCUCAGCCAGAGUACCCAGGUGUUGAUGUUAUCUGAGGCAUUGACAGCAACAGUUUUGCUAUUGAAGAUCAGCAUGAGUGAUAUGUCUGCAGAGGAGAAAAUUGCUUCAUUGUGGUCAUCAACCCUGGACCUACAGAAGGGGUAUUUCACAGGGGAAAAGUUCUUCACUCAGGCUCCUAAGGAAGGUUUGUUGCAGUUGGUGACGUGGUGUGAAAUUCUUUUGUCGCAUCACAUUGGAAAACUGGGGAAUGAAGCGAUGGCAGUGGAGCAAGCGCUGGUAUGGUGCUUGGUUUGUCCUCAUUCCCAGGUCAGGCUGGCAGCACAGAACUCGUCCAAAAAGCUGGUUGCCUCCUUAGGCGGAGCUCAACUGGCAGCAGAUCUCCUAAGCAACCUGACAGUAAUGAUGCAGAAUGCAAAAGUUCAAAAGGCAGACGAACCAGAUGCAGGCGGAGGCAGUGCAGUAGGAGAGCUGAGCCCUGCUGGGGUGGCUCAAGCUCUCAUUGUCAUCUGCUCUCCCAGCAAUCUAGACAGGAGCCAGAAGGAGAGGCUAGCUGUGCUGGCUCUUCCUGCUGCUUUCCAUCCUUCAAUGGUUCGUGAGAAUCCCAACUUGUGGGAGCAGGUGUGCCGUGCCCAGGGCCUGAAUGCAGAAGAGGUGAUUAAGAGCCAGGAGGGAGAGAUUGUUCCACAGUUUACAACAGAAUACAUUCCAUCAUCAAUUAAUGAGUCGGUCUUAGCAGGCCUAGCUCGUUUAGGAGGUAGAGUGGUUAUCCCGCCAGUAGUAAAGUAUGCCAUCAACCGCCUAAACAACCCUAAGCUGACGCAGGUUUCGGAGGAAGACUUUGCUAUUUUCAACACGCCCGAAGGCACGCUGUUCAACCAGUCUGUAGUGGAGGAGGCCUUUGAAGAUCAUUUAAAUAUUCAGAAUGUGAAGAAAUCAAACAAGGUUUACAGCCACAAGGAACAGCUGAUGAUGCUUGAGGAGAAGAAGAAGGAGUUGGAAAAGAAGAGAAAGGAAGGAAAACUAGAAUUAACAGCCAAGCAGAAGGAAGUCCUGAGAGCCCAGACGGAGAAGGAGAAUGCAACAAGAGAGAAAGUCCGAGCGCUGCAGGAUAGCGUCGCGGGAGCCAUGUCAAUGUUGAAUGCUCUAGUGGCUGGCAACCUGGACGACCUCGCUCCCCACUUCAUGCACAUUGUCCCACUUCUCACCUCAUCCCUGAAGUCGAGGGUCAUUGCCCAGCAGUGCUGUGAUUUAUACCUGAAGCUGAGGAUGGCAGUCUUUGAAAUUGAUGAUGAUGUUUUUGCGCACACAUUGGCACGCACCACGGUUAGAGUUUGUGGUCCGGUCAUGCCGAUACCAUGGGACUGGGAAGGGGAAAGCCUAGAAUCGUCAGCCCAAAGAACGCUCAACAUGCUACAUGAAGCCACUGUGCCAAAGAAAUCCGCGAACGAGGAUGACGACGAGAAGUAUUACUGUGCCCCGGGCUUUGUGUACUGCCUGCCCUUCCUGGAGUGGGUCCUCACGAAGCGACUGGGCGGGGAGGAGAAGUUCGAGGUUGUGGCCGGGAAGGCUCUGCAGGUGAUCAGCGAGCACAUGGCCAUGAGGGGGGCCGACGAGGAGGACCUUUAUCAUCCGUGCUUCCUGCCUCGCAAACACCUCCUCACGCUCUUGAUCAAUGUGAUAAGCACAAGCUCUGGACGUACGCAACAGACGGCGUGUGCUGUGCUGGAAGAGAUGUGUCACUGUGCGUCAGGUGAUAUUGGCUGCGAUAAAGCUUCUCUGGAUGAGAUCAAUGUCCUUCUAAAUGCACUUCAGGCCCCACAACAGGCGGUCAGGGAUGCAGCACUCAGGGGAUUGAUUGUGGUGGUGAACUGCUUCCCUACCAUGGAAACUGACCAGGAGACCAGCCUACACAUCACCCAUCGACUGUGGGUUGCGAGGCACGAUGUCUCAGAGGACGUCUCCAAGCUGGCUCUGAAGCUUUGGGAAAUGGCCGAUAUGCAGGCAACAGGAGCUCUGAGUGAAGGUGUCCUGCGAGACAUUGUCCACCCUGUUGGUGCUGUGCGUGAAGCUGGUGCUGUGGCUCUGGCUGCCCUCGCAACGGAUUAUCAGGAUCUUGUAGCUCCCGUCACUUUAGAACUCAUUGAAAUAUUUAAGGCCAAGAAGGAGGCAACAGGAGCUCUGAGUGAAGGUGUCCUGCGAGACAUUGUCCACCCUGUUGGUGCUGUGCGUGAAGCUGGUGCUGUGGCUCUGGCUGCCCUCGCAACGGAUUAUCAGGAUCUUGUAGCUCCCGUCACUUUAGAACUCAUUGAAAUAUUUAAGGCCAAGAAGGAGGCAACAGGAGCUCUGAGUGAAGGUGUCCUGCGAGACAUUGUCCACCCUGUUGGUGCUGUGCGUGAAGCUGGUGCUGUGGCUCUGGCUGCCCUCGCAACGGAUUAUCAGGAUCUUGUAGCUCCCGUCACUUUAGAACUCAUUGAAAUAUUUAAGGCCAAGAAGGAGGCAACAGGAGCUCUGAGUGAAGGUGUCCUGCGAGACAUUGUCCACCCUGUUGGUGCUGUGCGUGAAGCUGGUGCUGUGGCUCUGGCUGCCCUCGCAACGGAUUAUCAGGAUCUUGUAGCUCCCGUCACUUUAGAACUCAUUGAAAUAUUUAAGGCCAAGAAGGAGGCAACAGGAGCUCUGAGUGAAGGUGUCCUGCGAGACAUUGUCCACCCUGUUGGUGCUGUGCGUGAAGCUGGUGCUGUGGCUCUGGCUGCCCUCGCAACGGAUUAUCAGGAUCUUGUAGCUCCCGUCACUUUAGAACUCAUUGAAAUAUUUAAGGCCAAGAAGGAGGCAACAGGAGCUCUGAGUGAAGGUGUCCUGCGAGACAUUGUCCACCCUGUUGGUGCUGUGCGUGAAGCUGGUGCUGUGGCUCUGGCUGCCCUCGCAACGGAUUAUCAGGAUCUUGUAGCUCCCGUCACUUUAGAACUCAUUGAAAUAUUUAAGGCCAAGAAGGAGGCAACAGGAGCUCUGAGUGAAGGUGUCCUGCGAGACAUUGUCCACCCUGUUGGUGCUGUGCGUGAAGCUGGUGCUGUGGCUCUGGCUGCCCUCGCAACGGAUUAUCAGGAUCUUGUAGCUCCCGUCACUUUAGAACUCAUUGAAAUAUUUAAGGCCAAGAAGGAGAUGACCCCGGCAGUGCGUGAUCAGUAUGACCGCAUAAUUAAGGAGGCAAUUGACCUGUGGGAAGGGCGGGCUGGUGUUGCAAUGGCCCUGACCCAGCUGGCGCCCUUGUUCAGUCGCGAAACAGUUGUGACCCUUGCCAAUUUCUUUGUCCCUGGUGCUUUAGGUGAUCGUAAUUCUGAAGUGAGGAAUAAGAUGCUGGCGGCUGCUAUGGCUGUUGUCAAUUGCCAUGGAAAGGACAAAAAGAACUACAAAUUCAGGGAAGGAGCUCUCUUUGCCCUAGAGCAGCUGUGCAACAUGCUAGGCAAGCUGUUCGAGCCCUACAUCGUGCACAUCCUGCCGCACCUGCUUCUGUGCUUCGGCGACAACAACCACUACGUCCGGGAGGCUGCCGACGAUACCGCCAAGGCCGUCAUGGGCAAGCUCUCGGCCCACGGCGUGAAGCUCGUCCUGCCGUCCCUCUUGGCUGCGCUGGAGGAGGACUCGUGGAGAACGAAGACAGCCAUUGUACCAGUAUUGCUUGAUGCUUUGCAAGACCCUAGCAGGAACACGUCAACUUGCCUGCAGACUUUGCUCGAGACGAAGUUUGUCCAUUUCAUCGACGCGCCAUCCCUGGCUCUCAUCAUGCCCGUAGUCCAGAGAGCAUUCCAAGAUAGGUCGACCGAGGUCCGAAAAAUGGCGGCUCAGAUCAUCGGUAACAUGUACUCGCUGACUGACCAGAAGGACCUGCAGCCUUACCUCCCGGCCAUCAUCCCAGGCUUGAAGGCUUCCUUGCUGGAUCCUGUGCCAAAGGUGCGUGCCGUUUCAUCACGUGCACUGGGAGCCAUGGUAAAGGGCAUGGGAGAGUCCAGCUUCGAUGACCUCCUACCCUGGCUGAUGCAGACGCUGACCUCGGAGUCUUCGAGCGUUGACCGUUCAGGAGCAGCUCAGGGUCUGGCAGAGGUCGUGGGUGGCCUAGGUCCGGAAAAGCUGCACCGCCUGAUGCCCGACAUCAUCGCCACGGCUGAGCGCUCUGACAUUGCCCCCCACGUGAAGGACGGCUACAUAAUGAUGUUCAUUUUCCUCCCGACGGUGUUCCAGGACGAGUUCACCCCUUACAUCGGCCAGAUCAUUCCACCCAUUCUGAAGGCCCUCGCCGAUGAGAAUGAAUUUGUUCGUGAAACUGCCCUCAAAGCUGGUCAGAGGAUUGUCAACACUUAUGCUGAAUCUGCCAUCACGUUGCUGCUGCCCGAACUUGAAGCUGGCCUGUUCCAUGACAAUUGGCGUAUUCGAUACAGUUCCGUACAGCUGUUGGGAGACCUGCUGUUCAAGGUAUCAGGUGUGUCUGGUAAGAUGACAACAGACACUGUCAAUGAAGAUGACAACUUUGGUACAGAACACUCCCAGAGGGCCAUUAUUGACAUCUUGGGUCCAGAGAGGCGCAACAGGGUACUGGCUGGGCUCUACAUGGGUCGGUCGGAUGUUGCCGUGCUGGUGCGGCAGGCUGCGCUCCACGUCUGGAAGGUGGUGGUUACCAACACCCCCAAGACCCUGCGAGAAAUUCUUCCCACUCUCUUCUCGCUCCUUCUUGGGCACCUCGCUUCUACGAGCUGUGAUAAGAGACAGGUGGCAGCACGUACACUUGGAGACCUCGUACGCAAACUUGGUGAGCGCGUCUUGCCAGAAAUCAUUCCCAUUUUGGAAGCUGGCUUAGGGUCUCCUGAGGCAGACCAUAGACAAGGUGUUUGCAUUGGUCUCUCUGAGAUUAUGGCAUCCACCAGUAAGGAUAUGGUUCUGUGCUUCGCUGACAAUCUGGUGCCGACUGUAAGACGAGCUCUGUGCGAUCCUUUGUCGUCAGUGCGUCAGGCUGCUGCCCAGACCUUCGACUCCUUACACAGCACUGUAGGAUUCCGUGCUUUGGAUGACAUCUUGCCACAUCUGCUUGCACAACUAGAGAACGAGGAUGAGACGAAGGAAUACGCUCUCGAUGGCUUGAAGCAAGUUAUGGCUAUUAAGAGCAGGGUUGUCUUGCCAUAUCUUGUUCCUCAGUUAACUACGCCACCAGUCAACACCCAAGCACUGUGCAUCCUUGCCUCGGUUGCUGGAGAUUCCCUUACGCGUCACCUGAGCAAGAUCCUAAUAGCCCUCCUUGGAGCUCUGAGCGAGGCUGCUGGAACGCCCGAAUAUGAUGAGGCCCUCAGUCAUUGCCAGGGUGUGGUCCUUGCUGUCGUGGAUGAUGCUGGAGUUACUACCAUUGUUGAUGAGCUGUUGCAGCACUCCAAGGGAAACAACACCGGAAUGUCACGUGCCUCUGUAGCUCUGUUGCUAGCAUUCUGCUCAAACACAAGGGCUGACUACAGUGACUAUGUACCGCAGCUGUUGCGUGGCCUGAUUCACCUCUUCACCCACACAGAUGAUGAAAUCAUCAAGACUGCUUGGCUGGCACUAAGUGCUGUGACCAAGAGCUUGGAUGCAGCUGACCAGAAAUCACUAGUACCAGAUGUCCGACAAGCUGUCAAGUUUGCAGCCUCAGAUCUCAAAGAAGGACAACUUAUGCCUGGUUUCUGUUUGCCCAAAGGUAUUCAGCCAAUCUUACCCAUCUUCCGAGAGGCUGUGCUUAACGGCGAACCAGAGCUCAAGGAAGCUGCCUCUAAUGGUCUCACUGAGGUGAUCCGGUUGACAAGCUCAGAUGCUCUCAAGCCUUCGGUGGUUCAUGUUACUGGCCCUCUCAUUCGUAUUCUUGGAGAUCGCUUUGCAUGGAAUGUCAAAGUGGCAGUGUUAGACACGCUAGCACUGUUGUUGGCUAAGACUGGAGUAAUGCUGAAGCCAUUCCUGCCGCAACUGCAGACCACCUUUGUCAAGGCUGUGCAUGAUCCCCACCGUGGUGUAAGGCUGCGGGCUGGUGCAGCUCUCUCGCAUCUCAUUACAAUCCACACUAAACCAGAUCCACUCUUCACUGAACUGCACAAUGCCGUCAAAACGUCAGAUGAUUCUGCUAUUAGAGAUACGAUGAUUCAGGCCCUGAGGUGUGUCAUACAGCCGGCUGGAGACAAGAUGAGCGAGAAUGUCCGCAAAGGGAUUUUGGGAACCCUGGGAGGUCUUCUCUCUCAUGACAACGACUCCACACGCCUCUGUGCUGCUGGUGCCAUUGGUGUCCUUCUGCCGUGGCUCCCUCCAGAUGAUCUGCGCUCAGCUCUCACCCAAUAUGUGUUAGAUGAUAAUGUAAAUGCUGACUGGACAGUCAGACAUGGAAGAUCAGCCGCUCUCUUCUCUGCCUUGAAGUCAGCUCCGGGUAAAUUACUGGAGAUUAGUACUGCUGAUCAGGUGACUGCAGCGCUUAUGUCAUACAUGUCAUCAGAUCGUUCCUCUUUAGUGGAGAAUGCAAUGGCAGGUAUUGCCUUCUUCCUGGCACACCAGCUGAAGAAGGGUGCUGGGGUGCCCACACAGCUUCUUCAGCCUUUUGCUAAGCUCAUCAACCACAACAGUAACGAGGUGAAGCAGGGAAUGUGCCGAGCCUGCCAGUAUACGGCGGAGAAGCUGGCCGCAGAAAAGGGCAUGCAGAUCCCCCGCGAAGUCGCUAAGCCUCUGGUGCCCAUGCUGGUGAACGGCACCAAGGAGAAGAACCAGGUUGUGCGGUCGUCUGCGGAGAUGGCGCUCGUGGCUAUACUGUUGCUGAAGGAGGGAGACCAGGGACAGCAGGUGAUCCUAAACUACCUGGAGGGGGGAGCCCGCGAGCCCCUGAACGAGGUGAUCAACAAGUCCCUCCGUCGGGCCACCUACAUCCCGGUGACGGACUCCGAGAUCGACCCCACCCUGCUCACGUGAUCCCGCGACCCGCCAUAGCAUAAAAAGAAAGGGGGAAGAAGAGGAGGAGGAAGAGGAGGAGGAGGAGGAAGAGGAGGAGGAGGAAGAGGAGGAGGAGGAAGAGGAGGAAGAGAAGGAGGAGGAGGAGGAGCUUCAUCAACACCACCACCAUCCUGCGUUCUUAUGCGUCGCGCCUCAGUGGACUUCGCUGGCGGCUUGUAUAGGAGGUUAUACAAGAUGACAGGAAUAUUUUUAUGACCUUUCUAGCACUCUUAACAAAGCGAAAGUAAUUAAAAAAAAGUUCUUUGCGUGCUGACGACAAAAUAUAUAUAAAAAAACAGCUGUGUUACGUAAUUCCUUCGCUAUUUUUUUUUCGAAUCUUUUGGGUGAGAAAUGAUUAUAAUAAUGAUAGCUUCAGCUUGGUCUGGAGUGGGCUAAUCUGGAGAGAAAAAAACAAACAAAAAUAACAAAAAGCACCCUAAGGUUUGGCCAAGUUACUGCACUGCUGUCUAUCCUUGCCAGUUCAGCUUUUUUGGCAUUAUAUUUUGAACCACUUUUGUUAUUGGGAAAAGGAUUUUUUUUAUAUACAUAUAAUGUGUUGCUCUCUCUCUUUUGGGUCGUCGGCUUCACCAUAUCUUUUGUUCAGUCCUGCCAAGACCUGUUCAUGUGUUUAUCCUAUUUUUUAUUAUUACUUUGAUAUGUUAAUAAAAGUCUUGAAGAGAUACUAUUGGUGCAACCUGUCAGCAAGUUAAACAGAAGCAGGGAAGAUAAGUAUUUAUAUAAUAUUUUCAUAAAACCUUAAGAAAUAUAUAUCACUUAGUAACAAAGGCUUGUAAACGGUGGUUCUAACGACACAGAGUUUAUUGUUGAAUGGCUUGGAAAAAAAAGAGUACAGGGACUUUAAAAAUGGUAAAGUAUAUGGCAAAAAAAAGUUCUUAUUUUUCUUUAUUUUUCGUUUUCGUUUUAUAUCUCUUGUGAAAUAUUUCUAAGUAAAUUAAUGACCGUUUCA